AUGGACGCAGUAACAUUUCUAUUCAUGCAAAAAGUGGAAAGUAGUACAUUGACUCAUGUACAGUAUCCACACAUUAAUAAUUUGUCUAUUCUCGAGAAACCGUUUCACAUCAAUGAAAUGAAAUGCGACAACAAAGGAAGGAAAGUAGAACAAGAGUUCACACUGUCAGGAAGCAGAUCAGUAAGCGAGAUUCAUCAAUGGUCUCUCAGUUCAACAAGACUUGAAACUCGAUUGACUAACAUUCGUGUUGAAUCAAGCAUCACUUCUAUUACUUUGCCAACAGGAAAUAGCUUAACAUCAAACCUAGUUAUGAGUAGCCCAUACUAUCAUGACAGGGAAUUGAAUAUAAAUAGCACACAGAACUAUGCUUUCAAUAUUAAAGUUCCACCAGGUAAAGAAGUGAUUGCUACUGCAACUGCUUAUCAAGGAGUCAUUGAAACACCUUAUACAGGGAGACUGACAGUGAAACUGAUAACAGGAAGGACAUUCAACUAUCAUGUAACUGGAGUAUACAGGAGUAAAACCACUAGCAAUGUAGUGGUAUCAACCAAAGACAUAAUAUGA
Amphimedon queenslandica is the source of this 564-nucleotide messenger RNA. Its product is annotated as natterin-like protein. Bases 1 to 564 code for a protein of 187 amino acids. The transcript has a single exon. The record is from RefSeq and is a predicted model, not a curated record. Lineage: Eukaryota; Metazoa; Porifera; Demospongiae; Haplosclerida; Niphatidae.